Molecule: messenger RNA, 3214 nt
Organism: Carassius gibelio (silver crucian carp)
Lineage: Eukaryota; Metazoa; Chordata; Actinopteri; Cypriniformes; Cyprinidae
Product: titin-like
Exons: 2
Coding region: 474-2765 (763 amino acids)
Source: RefSeq, a predicted model, not a curated record
UACUGUCACAGUGUCUGGGUUGUUGUUCCCCGGGGUUCCACUAGAUGUCCUCCUUCUCACGGUGUCUGUCCCAGAUCACUUCCUGUUCCCUUAUAUGGUCACCUUCCUCCUUGUUACGUGAUUGAUUGUUCACCCCACCUGUCUCCUGUUUCCCAAUUAUCCUUCUGUGUAUAAAUACCCAGUCUGUCUUAGUCUAUGUUACGGAGUCCUUGUCUGAUGUCAUUGUGUUUCAGGUCCAUCAGUCUUGCUUUGUCUUACCCUAUGUGUCUCAUUCUCUCGUUCCACCAGACUUCCUCUACCUUGCCGUUCUUCCGAGUUCCCCGUUUCAUCCGGUUCCCUUUUUGUUUGAUUUGUCUCUCAUGACUGUUUAUUUUGUAUUUACCCCUCUGUUUAAAUAAAACCCUUACCUGCAUUUGGAUCUACCCUCUCUUUGUGUUUUUCCCCAAUACCUAUCGUGACAGAAGGACUCCGUCAUGCCUAGAUCCAGCGGUGUGGGAUUUCGAAUCGGUUCCCCAGCCACCAUGGAGGAACGGAGGGGGAGAUACCAGAACUUAAUCACCCUUCAUCAAGAGGGAAGUGAGGUGGGUGGCCUGGCGCAAUUGUUUUGGACUAUGGCAGUCGGGCUAGGUUACAAUGAUGCAGCACUAAAGGAUUUAUUUAAUAAUUGCCUGGAUGAUCCUUUACCUUCAUGGGAGAUGAAGGGGUUAGAGAUACUGGACUUUUGGGGGUUUACCAAUUACCUGCACCAUCGUGCCCAGUGGAAUGCAACAACCACACCAGAGUGUCCAGACAAGGCUGCCAGCUCAGCCCCACAGCACAAGAUGGGCGCCAGCCCAACCCCACAGCACAGGAUGGCCGCCAACCCAGCCCCACAACCCAAGAUGGCCACCAGCCCAGCCCCACAGCCCAAGAUGGCCGCCAACCUAGCGUCACAGCCCAAGAUGGCCGCCAGCCCAGCACCACAGCACAAGAUGGCCGACUCAACGCCACCGACUCCCCAUCGUAGAGGGCGGAGGAGGAGAAAGGCAGCUGCUAUUCCCGAGGCGGAGCCCGAGGCAGUUCCCGAGGCGGAGCCCGAUGCAGUUCCCGAGGCGGUGCCCGAUGCAGUUCCCGAGGCGGUGCCCGAUGCUGUUUCCGAGGCGGUGCCCGAUGCAGUUCCCGAGGCGGUGCCCGAUGCUGUUUCCGAGGCGGUGCCCGAUGCAGUUCCCGAGGCGAAGCCCGAUGCAGUUCCCGAUGCAGUUCCCGAGGCGGUGCCCGAUGCUGUUUCCGAGGCGGUGCCCUAUGCAGUUCCCGAGGCGGAGCCCGAUGCAGUUCCCGAGGCGGUGCUCGAUGCAGUUCCCGAGGCGGUGCUCGAUGCAGUUCCCGAGGCGGUGCUCGAUGCAGUUUCCGAGGCGGUGCCCGAUGCAGUUCCCGAGGCGGUGCUCGAUGCAGUUCCCGAGGCGGUGCCCGAUGCAGUUUCCGAGGCGGUGCCCGAUGCUGUUCCCGAGGCGGAGCCCGAUGCUGUUCCCGAGGCGGAGCCCGAUGCUGUUCCCGAGGCGGAGCCCGAUGCAGUUCCCGAGGCGGUGCCCGAUGCUGUUCCCGAGGCCGAGGUCGUUCCCGAGGCGGUGCCCGAUGCAGUUCCCGAGGCGGAGCCCGAUGCAGUUCCCGAGGCGGAGCCCGAUGCAGUUCCCGAGGCGGUGCCCGAUGCUGUUUCCGAGGCGGUGCCCGAUGCAGUUCCCGAGGCGGAGCCCGAUGCAGUUCCCGAGGCGGAGCCCGAUGCAGUUCCCGAGGCGGUGCCCGAUGCAGUUCCCGAGGCGGUGCCCGAUGCAGUUCCCGAGGCGGUGCCCGAUGCUGUUUCCGAGGCGGUGCCCGAUGCAGUUCCCGAGGCGGUGCCCGAUGCAGUUCCCGAGGCGGUGCCCGAUGCAGUUCCCGAGGCGGUGCCCGAUGCUGCUUCCGAGGCGGAGCCCGAUGCAGUUCCCGAGGCGGUGCUCGAUGCAGUUCCCGAGGCGGUGCUCGAUGCAGUUCCCGAGGCGGUGCCCGAUGCAGUUCCCGAGGCGGAGCCCGAUGCUGUUCCCGAGGCGGAGCCCGAUGCUGUUCCCGAGGCGGAGCCCGAUGCAGUUCCCGAGGCGGUGCCCGAUGCUGUUCCCGAGGCCGAGGUCGUUCCCGAGGCGGUGCCCGAUGCAGUUCCCGAGGCGGAGCCCGAUGCAGUUCCCGAGGCGGAGCCCGAUGCUGUUCCCGAGGCGGAGCCCGAUGCUGUUCCCGAGGCGGUGCCCGAUGCUGUUCCCGAGGCGGUGCCCGAUGUUGUUCCCGAGGCGGUGUCCGUUACAGUUCCCGAGGCGGUGACCACAAGGCCGUGGUGGUCUUCGGCUCCGCCCUGGGAGGCUCUGGCGGUGACCACGAGGACGUGGUGGUCAUCCGCUCCGCCCUGGGGGACUCUGGCGGUGACCACGAGGACGUGGUGGUCGUCCGCUCCACCCUGGGGGACUCUGGCGGUGACCACGAGGACGUGGUGGUCAUCCGCUCCGCCCUGGGGGACUCUGGCGGUGACCACGAGGACGUGGUGGUCGUCCGCUCCACCCUGGUGGACUCUGGUGAUGACCAUGAGGACGUGGUGGUCUUCUGCUCCGCCCUGGUGGACUCCGGCCUCGACCACAGAGACGUGGUGGUCUUCCGCUCCGCCCUGGAGGGCUUUGACUUUGACCACAAGGCCAUGGUGGUCUUCCGCUCCGCCCUGGAGGGCUCUGGCCUUGACCACACGACUGUGGUGGUCAUCUGCUCCGUCCUAGUGGACGCCUCAACAUGUCCUUCAUGGACUUAUGUUUUGUGUUUUUUUUUGAGUUCUGUUUCUGUCUGUUCUUUUUAGUUUAGUCUGGCCCUCCGUCCCUCCCCCUGUACCUCCUCCGGUCCUCCUCCCUCCUGGUCUCCCGGUUUUAUGUAUCAUUUCUGGUGUUUGUUCCCCUUGUGUUCCUUUUCUGGCCCUCCGUCCCUCCCCCUGAGCCUCCACCUGUCCGCCUCCCUCCUGGUCUCUGUGUCAUGUUUUGUCUUUAAGCGUCUGGUAGCCGCUCCGUAGAGGGGGGGUACUGUCACAGUGUCUGGGUUGUUGUUCCCCGGGGUUCCACUAGAUGUCCUCCUUCUCACGGUGUCUGUCCCAGAUCACUUCCUGUUCCCUUAUAUGGUCACCUUCCUCCUUGUUACGUGAUUGAUUGUUCACCCCACCUGUCUCCUGUUUCCCAAU